UGUACGUACAGCUGCCUUACUCUGCACUGAAUGCACUGUAGUGAGGCUGGUCUCUCAUUAAACAUAAACUGAUCCUCAUCUUUAAAUACACUGGAAGCUGCAAAUUAUCUCAAGAUCACUUCAGAGGUCUCAUCCAGCAGAAGGUGACGCUAGGAGAUGAUUUAAAGGUGAAAAUGACAAGGUUUCCACCCCUCAAACCUUGGCCACUUUUCUGACAACAGUCGGAGAGCUCUGAUGUCUUCUUUACUCUGGGAAUAGGAUUGGUAACGAGAGCGAGAAUUUUUUCUUCUUCUUCUUCUUCUUUUUUUUUUUUUAAUCCUGAUAAAGAAGAUUAUUGGGAAGCUGUUUUAACAUCUCUCAUUGUGGUACAGAUGGAUUUAAAUAAGUGUUAGAUCUUUCCAAUGAACACUAAUAGAGAGCUCUGCUCUUGGUUGGAUUACUCAGAGAAUGGCAAUGGUCUCUGCAAUGUCCUGGGUCCUGUAUUUGUGGAUAAGUGCCUGUGCAAUGCUGCUCUGUCAGGGGUCCCUCCAUCACACUUUCCAGCAGCAUCACCUGCACAGACCAGAAGGAGGAACGUGUGAAGUUAUAGCAGCACACAGAUGUUGUAAUAAGAAUCGAAUUGAGGAAAGAUCACAAACAGUAAAAUGCUCCUGUCUACCUGGGAAAGUGGCUGGGACAACAAGAAACAGACCUUCCUGUGUUGAUGCUUCGAUAGUGAUCGGGAAGUGGUGGUGUGAGAUGGAGCCGUGCCUAGAGGGGGAAGAAUGUAAGACGCUGCCUGAUAAUUCUGGAUGGAUGUGUGCAACCGGCAAUAAGAUCAAGACCACCAGAAUUCACCCAAGAACCUAACAGAGUCUUCUGGAUGGCUGCAAUGAAAGCACCGCUGAUUUAGAGGACAAAGCGUUAAAAGUUUAAACCAUCUCAACAUUUACAAGCCAAAUGGAUUUCUUAUUUGCACUUUUGACUGUUUACCACAUAAUAACAGUGGCUUUACUGUCUGAAAUAAAAUCUUCUGUGGAAGUAAUGUCCCAGAUUUUUGACAACAGAAACGGAAAAACAGAACAAAAAACCCGAAGAAAAUGGUUCUUUUGGUAAAGUUUGCGUGACUACGAAGUACGGACACGAUCAGAUCUACUGUUUAUACUAUUUAAAAGUAUCUAUAAAUAUAUAAAUAUAUGAUAUUUUGAAAUAAAGCCUCAAUCUUCAAGAAACUGAAUAGUACCACACUUUGCUGCAGCUGCUGUAGUACAUUUUUUUUGUAACGGCCUGGAAGACGCCUACCAGUUUCAGAGAGAAAUAUGGCAGUAAAAAAGGGAAAGCAAACCUGCUGCAGUCUGAGGACGCCUAGAGCUAAGAGUCCUACCGAGGCAUCAUCGGGAGCUUCCUUUCUUUUUUUCCAAUGGGAUAUCGGAGGAAUUGCAUUCUUACAUUUUCUUGUAUUCUGGAGGCUUUUUUCCCCUUGUGCAAUACUAGCAUGCUGGCUUUGCUUACAUAACCAUACUUUAUACUUAAUUGAUAUAUAACAGUGAUGAUUCUAUCCUCUUCCAAGAAAAUAUUUUUAGAGCUAUUAGAUAUUCCAUGAAGAAGAGAAGGACACCUGUCGAGUAAAGUACAGUAUGUAUUCAGAGUUUCUUUGGCAGAGUUUGGGGGCUCCCGUCUUAUUGAGGAUGUUCUGUACAUGCAAUGUCUUCAGACUUUGUAUAGCUGGUAUAGACUAUAGUAAAAACCCGAUUACUAACUCCAGAGUUUUGCAUUGUUUGCUCGCUAAUUCUUCAGAACAAGAGCUUCUUUUGGUUUUUAACAGUUGCUUAAAGAAGAGUCAGGUGUUGGCAUACGGUUUGAUUCUUCCUAAAGGAGCAAGUUGCUAUAGCCCGUAGUCCUUUCUACACACAAAUUUGCAUCAUUUCAUUAAAUGCGUUGAAACCUGGUUGGGCACUUUUAUUUCAGUUUGGUUUAACCCUGCCACUAAUCAGCUUAAGCUUAACCGAAGUAAGGCAAUCUUAAACUGAAAUCACAAGUUUGGAACCAGUUAACUAAAUUGUUUUAAAUAGCCACUUUUUUGUUAAAUCGCUGCAGCUCUCUGUGUGGGCAGGCCCUCGCGAACGAUGAGGAUAGGAAUAAAAAGCUAAGGGGAGAAGUGUGAAAGCCCACAUUGUGUUUGCGAAUGUGAGGCUCCCCAUUGAUUUUAGCAGGCGUAUUUGGGCGGAAAAGCACUUGCCAACCUGCAUCAAGGCUGCGCGGUCUAGCCUUCGGUCCUUCCAGUGCUGCCAACCUGAAGAGUACAAAAGUUCAGACCUUUUUUUUUUUUCCCCUCCCUACCAGCCCAACUUCUCUUCUUUAACAUUUCCAAUUUCCUUUCACCUGACUUACCUCUCUCUCACAAAGCCCCCAGGGCCAUGCUAAUCAGUCUUAAUCCAGUGCAGAGUGAAAACGGGGAACGGUAACCUACAGCCAGUCAGAAAUUCUCCCACCGACUUUUUUCCUCCUCCCGGGCAGCACUUCAACACCUGGUAUUUCAGAAGGUAUACAUUUGUCACUGUAAUUGCAAUGUACAUUGAAGUAGCUGUGCAGAGUGUCAUGCCGGAUUCCACACGUGCUUCAUAGGCUGGUACUGUGAGUGUUACGGCUCCAAAUAAAAAUGGAUAUUUUGCUUCAGAAGGAGUAUUUUAUUACUCUCCCUUUUAAAAAGAUGUUGCUGUGAGAUCAAAAUAGGCUUGCAAAUCUGUUGCUUCACCUUUUCGGGAUCAGCUGUGUGUGGGAGAUGCUAGGUAAGAGAGGGAGAGUGUCUUGAACCGGAUGAUUUCCCACCAGACCACACAGAUCAGCUGUGCUGGGGCCUCUUGUACGAUGGUAGUAGUGUGCCUCUGUGCCAUGGGUGGGGAUUUGUACCCUGUCUCCUGUUCAGUCUUCAAAGAAAUCCCAGCAUUUGGGUUUAGUGCUGGGUCCUGGCCUCAGCCCUGAGGAUAUCUCCUGAUAGGGAUGUUUCCCAGACCUGGGUCAUUGGGACUGAUUUCAGUCUCAGGCACUGCAGUAUAAAUGAAAAGUAACUCUCCUUAAGUAACUCAUUAUCAUGCACGUCUAUUAUGGUUGCACCUUGGAGCCCCGACUGCAAAUAGGACCCCAUAGCGAUUUACAAUGUACAUAUAGGGUCCUCCAAUUGUUUGGAUGACCUCAGGCAGAGCACUGUUGAUUCCAGUAACCAGCAACUCUAACAAAUGGUGGCACAGUAAAAUCAGCAAAGUAAAAAGCCUGUGCAUAGUCUCUUCAAAAAUACUCUGUACAGUUGUCAUACUUAGUUAUAUUUUACUCACUUAUUGCAAUAAACUCAACAGCCUAGAUGAAGAGUAAAGAUGCAUGCAGGCGGGCAUUGUGAACUGAAGCAGACUUGAUUUGAAUAGCUGGUGGAGAAAACCUUGCACGCAUAGAUUAUGGUUGGAGAUACUGAUUCUAAUAAGUGGCUGAUUCUAUAAAGCAAGAUGCAAAUAAACAGCAGAAAUUGCAUUUAAAAUGCUUUUUGGCAUUUGGUUUGAGGGAUUUGAUUUCAAUAUGCAGCCAGUUCUAUUAACUGAGCAUCUAAUAAGCAAUGGACAGCACAGCACGUAAAAGACGGUCCCUGCGCUGGAUAAAAUGAGGAGACAUUAUCCCUGUUUACAGGUGGGGAAUUGAUGCACAGAGAGAUUAAACCAGUGACCACAAGUCAACAGCAAUAUAUAUAUAUAUAUAUGUAUUGCUAUUGUAAGAUACUCCAUCCCCAUUCAGGUCAUGUCAUACAGGCCUAUGACAUAAGAUAUAUA
Messenger RNA from Alligator mississippiensis (American alligator), 3794 nucleotides. RefSeq names its product TAFA chemokine like family member 1 (gene TAFA1). Bases 448 to 849 code for a protein of 133 amino acids. Gene Ontology annotation, molecular function: receptor ligand activity. The transcript has 5 exons. The record is from RefSeq and is a predicted model, not a curated record. NCBI's taxonomy places the organism in Eukaryota, Metazoa, Chordata, Crocodylia, Alligatoridae. Gene Ontology annotation, biological process: neuroblast differentiation; regulation of neuroblast proliferation.